GUGAGUGAAACCUAAAAAAAGCGUGCAAUAUGGGUGAUCAAAAAGACGAAGCUGAUAGAAGAUUGGAAUUCUUAAGCGAAUAUUUGUUGAAAACAUUGAAACAAAAGAUUGAAAAAUGGAAUAAGUUCAUUACUGGCGAUGAUAAGCACAUACUUUUUAGAUUUUUCGACACUCCAAAGUAUGAAGUAUUAGUGUUUCGAUUGAACACGGCCGGCCUGCUUACUUGUACUUUGUCGUUUCCACCUCUUAGCAGGAGCAAGAUGGUAUAUUUUCUGAGAAAUGUCGAUGAGAAAAUCACGCAGGCAAAUUUUCGACAGGCCUUAACUAUUGGGGAAAUGUCAGGUAACGUAUUGAACGACUUAACUGUGUUGGCUGACGAAGUGAUUGGACCUCUUCUGUGUAACCCAGAAAAUCAGAGGGGAUGGCCUAGGAUAGUACAGAAUGAUAUGCGAAGACAUGUCAAUGAACUGAGGAAUUUGAUGUACCAGUUAAAAGGAGAAAUGACUAGUCAAGUGUUACUACCAAUGCCGGCGGGCGUAGAAACCAUUUAUCAAGCGGAAUCUAGGUUAAAAGAAAGCGAUGGAGAAGAUGUAGACUUGUAUUUGAAAACAAACAUAGAGGGAGCUAUAAUAAAAUGGACGCAACAAGUUCAUGACUUAUUGGCACAGGAUUCAUAUAUCGCAUUCAAAAGAACGAAAUUUCCCCUACCGAGUGCGGAUUUAGAAUUCUACCAACAGCGGCUGAAGAAUCUAGAAGGUAUAUACUCACAACUGCGAGAUCCCCGGGUCAAGAGGAUGGCACAUUAUCUGGAGGACACGAAGAGCGUGUACUUGAGUUGCUUCAAGACCAUGCUUACCAAUGUGGUAGCUGCUAUUGUGGAAUGUCGUGAUAUAUUCGUGUAUCAGAGACCUUUGCAAUCACACUUCGAAACAUUUGAAGCAACAGAAUUCGUUGAAGGAAAGCAUUUGAUCAGACCGAUGCUCCAUUGCAUCGGACUACUGUGGGGCAAUUCUAGAUACUUCUGCAGCGUCGAAAAACUUAUUCCUUUGCUCCGUGAAGUAUGCAACCUUGUAAUACAGCAAAACUCAAACUGUGUCGAUCCCCCGACUAUAUUCCAAGGAGAGCCCGAUGAACAACUGAUCAAGAUUAGAAAGUCUCUGCACAUUUUGAAUCAUUUCCUUGAGACGUACGAGAUGAACCGGGACAAGGUGAACACAUUCUUCCCUCAAGGGGUGUUGCCAGUGCGGUGGUCUUUCGAUUUCGACCGCGUCUUCAAACGGUUCAAUAUAUACAUGAAGCGACUGAAAAUGAUCGAAAAUAUACUAGAGUCUACUGUAGAAAUUCUGAAAUUGGAAAAAGUAGAGUUUUGUGGCCUAAGAGGCAAGAUACUGAGUACCGAAUGCAUGAAGGUGUUAGAUGAGUACUCGUUAAAAUACAGCCAUUUGGGUAACAUACAAUAUGACCCCGCGGAUCCAGAGGAUGAUUCAUUCUUGGUGGACUAUGACGCCCAUAUGGCGGUACUAGAUGAUGUAGACCGACGUCUAGCGUCUUUGUUCUCACAAGGACUUGACGAGUGCCAUAAUUUGGAGCAUUUCUUUAAGUUUUUCCAAAUCAUUGGAGACCUGUUUCACCGGCCUAUAAUCAAGAAUGAAUUGAAGCCGAAAUUGCCCAGGUUACUUGAUUUCAUGCACGCGAAUUUGGACGCUGUUAAAGAAAUUUUUGAUGAAGAAAUGGCGAAAAUAACCAAAGGGCCGGAACGACCGAUGGUGGAUCCGUAUCUACCACCAGUUGCUGGUAUGCUCUGGUGGAUUCACAAACUUCGCAGGAGGAUUCAGUCACCUAUGGAAGAUUUUAUCAUGUUUGAAGAUCCUAUAAUAGAAUCAGAAUACGCGUUAUAUAUGAAACAAAAGACGAAUGAAAUGCUGGGCUACCUGAACGUGGCCGAGGACAAACAGUUCAAGGCGUGGUGUGCUACUGUACCUGGUAUUUGCAAGACUCAUCUUGCCAAGAAUCUAAUAUACCGAGAUCCACCUUUUGUUCGCAAUAACUUCAGUCCUGAGCUUGUAAUGCUACUACGGGAAAUUCGUUACAUGAAAUACUUGGAGAAGCAAGGCAUCCCUCAGGAUGGUUUGGAUCUUUACAACAGAAAUGAGAAGUUGCAGUAUGAUAUGAAUCGCCUGAACCGCGCAAUAGCGUGGUAUAAUGCGAUCCGUGAGGGUAGCCACGAGACGGAGGUGGCGCUCAUUGAGAAGGAGAUAUCUGCCAUUGACCAGUUGCUGGGUCACGGUGUGGAAGAACUCACUUGGAAUGAUGACUUUACUGAUUGGAUGGCGGAAGUAUACACUGCGAUAAACACACUACAAGAGCGUGUUUUGACUGCUCAGAACAACGUGAAGCGAGGGUUGGCUAAUAUAGCGACGUGGGGCGACAUACCAUUGCAUAACCGCAAGGCCAACCCUGAUAAACUAGAACUGCUCGCUGUUAAUGAACGACACAGGAGAUUCUUAUACAGGAGAAACGAUAUCCUGGCAAGCCAUAAAGAGUUCCAAGAAAUAUUGAAAGAUAAUUAUAAGCUGUUCUUCAAUAUAAAGGAUGAGUCUGAAGAGGAUCAAUUGGAGGAAGAGACAUUGGAAGAAGUAGACGAAUCUACGUUAGAUGAUGACGAAAGAGAAGCAAGGGCUAAAAAACUUCAAGAAAUUGAAGCAAGGCGUGAGGAAGCACGUUUAGCUAAAGAGGAAAGGGACCGAGAGAAGGCAAUAAAAGAUCAGAUUAAGUUUGAAAGACGAGAGGCUCGUCGGUUGAAGAGAGAAAUUAAAGAAUUUGAAAAGGCUGAGAGACAGGCUCGACGAGCGGAAGGCGAGGAGGUGGAUUCGCCAGCCGAGGAAGUGGAAGAGUUAGAUCCCGAAGAACUAGCUGAUAUUGAAGAAGAAAGACGUGAAAUGGAGGAAGAGGCAUUCAGAGCAUCUCGUUGGCCGGCCUAUGUGAAAUACGUGGACUCACUUGUUUCUCGUCAAAUAAUGAAAGCUGUGCAGACUAGUUUGAACUUGUUUGAGAAACAGACUGACUUGGAAAAGGGUCCGAGGGUGGCGUUUAUGGAAGUGAUCGCUGAGCUUAGAGAUCCAGAUAUUUAUUUCUCUCCGUCUCUGGAUGUGAUGGAAGAAGACGGUCUUUUCUAUACUCUGAUGGAAAUGAUGAAGGAUAUGUUCUUACAGACCACACUGUUUCCUAGAAUAGACCCGAUUAUACCCAUAGCUUCCUAUGAAGAUGAUUUAAUUGGCGAAGAUGCUAUGAUUGAUUUAUACCACGAAAUGUUGAAAAGAAUUGAAAAUAGCAUUAACGACAUCGCCCAGUACUCGUCGAAAUAUGAGAAGUACACGCCUCUGUGGACAGAAGACAGACAAGAAGUUCUGCAUGCGUUCUUAAAGUACGGCAGAUUCAUACCACCAGAAGAAUUUGAUAAGUAUAGAUUUGAGAACCAAUGCGAUCCUCCAGAAGCGAAACCUACUUUAGAACAAUAUCAGGCAGAGAUAGACAAGUACAACGCGAUGUACGAUGAGGUGGCGGCUCUACCUUCCGAGUAUCUAUGCAACGGUUGGCUAAGGUUGGAUCUCAAACGGCUGAACCAAGCUAUCAUGAACAUUAUAUGCAAAUGGAGUAACCUUUUCAAGGAGAAUUUGAAAGACCAUGUGCAUAAGAGUUUGGAUGACCUUGAAGAGUUCAUAGCAUAUGCAACUAAAGCGUUAUCAGUUGAACUAGCAGAAGAUGAUUACGAUGGCUUACUCAAAGUGAUGGGAGUGCUGAACGAGGUUCGAGCCAAGAUGGACGCCGACACUGACCACAUGUUUGAACCACUCAGAGAUAUCAUAGAUGUGCUUAAAGAAUACGGUGUUGAGUUCCCCGAGGAAACUUAUGAACAGCUGGAUGUGUUGCCUGAGAAAUGGCGUAACUUGGUGAAGCAAGCGACGGUAAUGAAGAACACGGUGGCACCGCUGCAAGCUGCUCAGGCCGCACUCAUUGCCAAGCGAGUGGCACUCAUCAACCUACGGCUUAACAUGUACAGGGAACAGUUUAAGACUAAAGAGAUGUUCCUCGAAUCAUGUAAGGAACCGUAUAGAAGUAUUGAUAAAGUCAACCAGGAGCUUGUAGGAUUUGAAGAAAUAUUAGAGGGGCUAAAGAAGUCCUGUGGUUUGUUUGAUAUCCAACCUCCUGACGAGAAGAAUCUCAAGCAAUGCAGACGCGAACUUAAACUUAUCAAGCAAUUAUGGGAUUACUAUUACUUGGUGAUGGGAUCCAUUGAAUUCUGGAAGAAGUCACCAUGGAAGAAGAUUGAUGCUGACGGCAUGGAUCAGGAGUGUAAACGAUUUACAAAGGAUCUCCGACAGCUUGACAAGGAUAUGAGAUCAUGGGAGCCGUACGGCGUAACAGAAUCAACAAUUAAGAACUUGAUGACAUCUUUGAGAGCCGUCACUGACCUACAGAACCCUGCUAUUAAGGACAGGCAUUGGUUAGAACUCAUGAUGGCAACCAAGGUUAAGUUCCAAAUCGAUGACGACACGACACUGGCAGACUUGCUCGCUCUAAAUCUACACAAAUAUGAAGAAGAGGUGAAAACUAUCGUCGAUAAAUCUGUCAAAGAAGCUGCUAUGGAGAAAACUCUCAAGGAAUUGGAGACUACUUGGGCUGUUAUGGAAUUCGAAUACACUAAACAUGACAGAACUGGAGUCAAAUUGCCUAGAGCUAGUGAGGAGCUUGUAGAGACACUGGAAGACAACCAGAAUCAAGUACAAAACAUGAUGUCCUCCAAGUUUGUCGGUUUCUUUGAAAUGGAGGUUACUGAAUGGCAGAAGAAACUGGGCACUGCUGACGCUGUGAUAGCUUUAUGGUUCGAAGUACAACGUAAAUGGCAGUACUUGGAGAGCAUUUUCGUAGGUUCCGACGAUAUUCGAUCACAAUUACCUGAGGACUCGGCGAGGUUUGAUACUAUUGAUAAAUCGUUCAAGGAAAUGUUGAAAGAUAUAGCUACUACACCUAAUGUAAUAGAGGCAACGAACAAACCGAAUCUGCAAGAAAAUCUCGAGGAAUUGAUGGAGCACUUGAAUAAGUGCGAGAAGGCACUCAACAAUUAUCUGGAGACGAAGCGAUUGGCUUAUCCUCGCUUUUACUUCGUGUCAUCUGCAGAUUUGCUUGAUAUUUUGUCGAACGGCAAUAAUCCCCCGGCGGUGUGUCGGCACUUGCCGAAGUUAUACGACAAUCUGGCGAUGCUUGUAUUCCCUAGCCCGGCCAGCAAGCAAGCCAUCGAGAUAAUAUCCAAGGAGAACGAGGAACAUGUGCCAUUCAAAGCACCCUGCUGUGAUUGUAGUGGAAAGGUGGAAACAUGGCUUAACAGAGUAACUGACUGCAUGCGUAUGACUCUGCGUGACAUUUUGGCGCACAGUGUGAAGUCGUAUGAAGAGAAACCUCGAGACGAGUGGGUGUUCGACUGGCCCGCACAACCUGCGCUCGUCGGCACUCAGAUCUGGUGGACCUCGGAGACUAACCAGGCUUUUGAGAAACUCGAAGAAGGCUAUGAGAAUGCGCUAAAAGAUUAUCAGAAGAAACAAAUCGCACAACUAAAUGCUUUGAUUGUGUUGCUACUUGGUGACUUGACAGUGGGGGAUCGACAAAAGAUUAUGACGAUCUGUACGAUUGACGUACACUCUCGAGAUGUGGUCGCUAAACUUAUUGUGGCGAAGGUGGAGUCAUCUACUGCCUUUCAGUGGCAGAGCCAGUUGAGACAUCGUUGGGAUUAUUCCAUUGGGCAUUGCUUUGCGAAUAUUUGUGAUGCACAGUUUAUGUAUGAUUAUGAGUACCUUGGGAACACGCCUAGGCUUGUAAUCACGCCUCUAACUGAUCGCUGCUACAUCACUUUAACACAGAGUUUGCAUCUGGUAAUGGGCAGCGCUCCUGCUGGGCCCGCGGGUACUGGGAAGACAGAAACCACGAAAGAUUUGGGUAGAGCUCUGGGCAUUAUGGUCUAUGUAUUCAACUGCUCCGAACAAAUGGAUUACAAAUCUUGUGGCAAUAUUUAUAAAGGUUUAUGUCAAACUGGCGCAUGGGGAUGUUUCGAUGAGUUCAACCGGAUCUCAGUGGAGGUGCUCUCCGUGGUGUCGGUCCAAGUGAAGACAGUGUUGGAUGCUAUCAAAGCUAAGAAAAAGAAAUUCGAUUUCAUGGGAGAACAUAUUACACUCAUAGCCACUGUUGGUAUGUUCAUCACCAUGAAUCCCGGUUACGCGGGAAGAACUGAGCUACCCGAGAAUUUGAAGGCACUGUUCAGACCAUGUGCCAUGGUGGUACCCGACUUCGAGCUGAUUUGUGAGAUCAUGUUGGUGGCCGAAGGGUUCCAGGAUGCUCGUCUACUAGCACGCAAAUUCAUCACGUUAUAUACUCUGUGUCGUGAACUGCUCUCCAAACAAGAUCACUACGAUUGGGGUUUGAGGGCUAUUAAAUCAGUGUUGGUAGUGGCUGGCUCUUUAAAGCGCGGUGACCGCCUAAGACCAGAAGACCAAGUGUUGAUGAGAGCUCUGAGAGAUUUCAACAUCCCUAAAAUCGUAACUGACGACAUGCCUGUGUUUAUGGGGCUGAUUGGGGAUCUGUUCCCCGCCCUCGACGUGCCUAGAAAACGUGACAUGGAUUUUGAGAAACAUUUGAUUGACGGUGCUAUAUCCAUGAAGCUUCAACCGGAGCCAGGGUUUAUUUUGAAGAUGGUGCAACUAGUAGAACUGUUCGCUGUAAGACACUCGGUCUUCAUUGUUGGCUUUGCGGGAACUGGUAAAUCAAUGGUUUGGCAGUGUCUGAAUAGGACUUAUUACAUGUUGAAGCAAAAACCGUUUUACAAUGAUCUUGAUCCUAAAGCCGUGACUAACGACGAACUCUUCGGCAUCAUUAACCCGGCCACUCGAGAGUGGAAAGAUGGUUUAUUCUCCACCAUAAUGCGUGACAUGGCUAAUAUGCCUGGAGAUGGACCGAAGUGGAUCGUUCUUGAUGGAGACAUUGAUCCGAUGUGGAUUGAAAGCUUGAAUACUCUGAUGGAUGACAAUAAAGUGUUAACGCUCGCCAGUAACGAACGAAUUGCUUUGACUAAAUCAAUGCGGCUUUUGUUUGAAAUUGCCACGUUGAGGACAGCUACACCAGCGACGGUAUCACGAGCUGGUAUUCUUUACAUCAAUCCCCAGGACUUAGGAUGGAAUCCAUUUGUCGCAUCUUGGAUAGACACAGCGAGAGAUGAUGAAUCUGAGAAGGCGAUGCUAACAGUGAUGUUUGACAAGUACAUACCAUCACUGCUGGAAUCCUGCAAGAAGUACAAGAAAAUUACACCGCUUACAGAGCUACAACAAAUACAGCUCAGCUGUUAUUUGCUUGAGUGUUUCUUGAAUAAGACUUUGCUACCCAGUGAUUGUCCUAAGGAAUGGUACGAAAUUUACUUCGUCUUUGCCGUUGUUUGGGGCUUCGGUUCGGCCCUUUUCCAAGAUCAAAUAGUUGACUGGCGUAAUGAAUUCAGCAAAUGGUUCUGUAAUGAAUUCAAGCAGAUUAAGUUCCCGUCCACGGGCAACGUGUUCAGUUUCUUCAUUGAUCCAGACACUAAGAAGUUUUUACCAUGGUCUGAAAAAGUCGAGAACUUCGAAUUGGAUCCCGAUAUUCCUCUUCAGUCAACGUUGGUAGCGACUAACGAGACGACUCGUACGAGGUUCUUCAUGGACCUGCUGAUUCAGAAGCAGAAACCAGUGAUGUUAGUGGGCAGCGCUGGUAGUGGCAAGUCUGUGAGCGUAGCGGCUAAACUGGCCGCCCUACCAGACUCGUAUGCUAUCAUUAAUGUGCCACUCAACUUCUAUACCACAUCAGAAAUGAUUCAGAGAGUAUUAGAAAAACCUUUGGAAAAGAAGUCUGGUCGUAACUUUGGACCGCCUGGCAGCAAGUUUAUGAUAUAUUUCGUGGAUGACAUGAACAUGCCCGAGGUAGACAAGUACGGGACUGUGCAGCCACACACGUUGAUCCGACAAUUCAUGGAUUACAAGCACUGGUACGACAGACAAAAAUUGACGCUGAAGGAUAUUUCGAACUGCAUGUUUGUAGCGUGCAUGAAUCCUACAGCUGGCUCGUUCACUAUUGACCCUAGAUUACAGAGACACUUCUGCACUUUCGCUGUGAGUUUUCCCGGGUUGGAAGCGUGCUUCCACAUCUAUAAGAGCAUCUUGGUCCAGCAUUUGAUGAACCCUGCCAACAAGUACGUCCCGGUGGUGUAUCGAUAUACCGAGGUCGUAGUAGGAGUGGCUUUGGCUUUACAUACUAAGCUUUCCACUACUUUCCUACCUACGGCCAUCAAGUUCCACUACAUCUUCAAUCUGAGGGAUCUGUCCAAUAUAUUCCAGGGCUUAUUAUUCGCAACUGGCGAAGCAAUCAAGACACCUUCUGAACUUCUUAGACUGUGGAUGCACGAAGCGACUCGGGUGUACUCAGAUAAGCUGGUCGAUGCCAGCGAUAACGAUACUUUCAAUAAGCUUAUGUUCGAGGUGAUCAAGAAAAAUUGUGAAGACUACGAUGAAAAUGUGAUAAUGGAGAAACCCUUGAUCUUCUGCCACUUUGCGGAGGGUAUAGGAGAUCCUAAGUACUUCCCCAUCAAGGACUGGAAUCACAUCAAGAAACUUUUGGAUGAGUCACUCUCUGCUUAUAACGAUCUUGUGGCUACUAUGAACUUAGUGCUCUUUGAAGAUGCCAUGUACCAUAUUUGCAGGAUUAAUCGUAUCCUGGAAGCUCCACGUGGCAACGCCUUGUUGGUUGGCGUGGGCGGUUCGGGCAAACAGUCGCUCUCCCGACUGUCAUCAUUCAUCUCCUCGCUAGAAGUGUUCCAGAUACAACUGCGUAAAGGAUACAGCAUGAAUGACCUUAAAGUUGAUUUAGCUGGUCUGAACUUGAAAGCUGGUUUGAAGGCGAUCGGCAAUGUUUUCCUGAUGACCGACGGACAGGUCGCUGACGAGCGCUUCUUGGUUCUGAUCAACGACUUACUAGCCUCUGGAGAGAUAGCAGAGUUGUUCCCAGAUGAAGAUGUUGAAAACAUUAUCAACGGAGUCAGAGGAGAGACUAAAGCAACUGGUGUGCCUGACACCCGUGAGAAUUGUUGGGCUUUCUUCAUUAACCGGGUUCGCACGUUGCUCAAGGUGAUAUUGUGUUUCUCUCCUGUGGGCGCUACGCUACGAGUGCGCGCGCGCAAGUUCCCUUCUCUUGUCAACUGUACUGCGAUUGAUUGGUUCCACGCUUGGCCGCAAGAAGCGCUGCGGUCCGUCUCCAAACGUUUCAUAGCUGAAGUGGAAUGUUUACCGGAACAAUUAGUAGAACCGGUGUCGGGUUUUAUGUCACACGUACAUCAAAGCGUAAACGAAAUGUCGGAAAUAUACUACCAGAACGAGAAACGGUAUAACUAUACGACGCCGAAGACCUUUUUGGAACAGAUCGCUUUGUACAGCAAACUUCUUAAUGAGAAGACUAAAAACCUUAAGAUGAUGAUCAUAAGACUGGAGAACGGGCUGGAGAAGUUGGCGUCGUGUGCUGGAGAUGUCGCUGUGUUGAAGGUGACUCUUGCUGAGCAAGAAAUUAUUUUAAAAGAGAAAAACAAAGCCGCCGAAGCGCUCAUUGAAGUAGUCGGCGCUGAGAGUGAAAAGGUGUCCAAAGAAAAAGCAUUUGCCGCGGAAGAGGAGAAAAAAGUAAAAGUUAUAGAAGAAGAUGUAACAAUUAAGGCAAAGAUUUGCGCGGAUGACUUGGCAAAGGCUGAGCCGGCGCUGAUCGCAGCCCAGGAAGCGUUGAAUACACUGAAUAAGAACAAUCUAACGGAAUUGAAAUCUUUCGGAUCACCGCCUGAAGCCGUCGUCAACGUGUGUGCCGCGGUACUCGUACUCUUUGCCAAGAAGGGCAAGUUACCGAAAGACAGAUCUUGGAAGGGAUGCAAAUUAAUGAUGGCAAAAGUAGAUCAGUUCUUGAAUGAUCUUGUGUACUACGAUAAGGAGAACAUUCAUCCCGACGUUGUUAAGGCAGUACAACCAUACAUAAAGAAUCCAGAAUUCAACCCGGGGUUCAUAAUGUCUAAGUCAGCGGCUGCGGCCGGUCUGUGCGCGUGGGUCAUCAACAUCGUAAAGUUCUACGAGGUGUACGUAGUGGUGGAGCCUAAAAGACGUGCCCUCAACGCUGCUAAUGCUGAGCUGCAAGCGGCAAGAGACAAACUCGCCUUCCUUACUGAUCAGAUCGCUGAACUCGAAGAGAAACUGGAAGAACUGCUGAAAGCCUUUCAGGAGGCAGUUAAUGAGAAAAUGAAAUGUCAGGCUGAAGCCGAUGCUACUAAUGCAACCAUUGAUCUAGCAAACAGAUUAGUGAAUGGUCUAGCUUCAGAGAAAAUUAGAUGGUCAGCAACGGUAGUUGACUUGAAAGAGUCAGGCGUCAUGCUACCAGGAGAUGUUCUACUGGUGACCGCCUUCAUCUCCUACGUGGGCUGCUUCAUGCGCCGCUACCGCAUGCUACUCAUCAACAACGACUGGAUACCUACGCUUGCCAAGACCAACCCCAAAAUCGAUACGACUGAGGGUUUGGAUCCAUUGUCAAUGCUGACAGAUGAUGCGAUGGUAGCUUCGUGGAACAACGAAGGCCUACCCACCGAUACUAUGAGUACGGAGAAUGCAACUAUACUUACUAACUCCGCGAGAUGGCCGCUAUUGAUAGAUCCGCAAUUACAAGGUUUAAAAUGGAUUAAACAAAAAUACGGAGAAUCUUUGGUCGUAGUUCGACUGACACAGCGGAACUAUCUGGACCGAAUUGAGCGUGGUGUGAGUAAUGGUGAAAUAGUGAUACUGGAGAAUAUUGGAGAGACUGUGGACGCUGUGCUCGACCCCUUGCUGGGCCGAGUACUUAUACGCAAGGGGAAAGUGCUCAAAAUUGGAGACAGAGAGAUAGAUUACCACCCGAAUUUCCGAUUUAUGAUGCAAACUAAGCUAGCUAACCCACACUACCAGCCGGAGAUGCAAGCGCAGUGUACGCUCAUCAAUUUCACCGUCACUAAAGAUGGGUUAGAAGAACAGCUUUUGGGUGAAGUAGUGAAAGCAGAACGUCCAGACCUAGAAACCUUACGAUCAGGCCUAACGAAGCAACAGAAUGACUUCAAAAUCACUUUGAAAACUUUAGAAGACGAUCUACUAAAACGUUUGUCCUCGGCUGGACCUGACAUACUCAGUGAUUCAGCACUCGUAAUUAAUUUGGAAACAACCAAGAAGACUGCCGCGGAUAUUGAGAUAAAAGUAGAGGAAGGCAAAAAAACGGCAGUACAGAUUGAUGACGCUAGAGAGAAGUAUAGGCGGGCUGCUGCAAGAGCUUCACUAUUGUAUUUCAUCUUGAACGACUUGUACAAGAUCGACCCGAUGUACCAGUUCUCGCUGAAGGCAUAUAGCGUCGUGUUCAAGGACGCAUUGGCUAAAGCUGGGCAAGCUCCGGAGCUGGAGCAGCGCGUGUUCAACUUGCUCGAUAGCAUCACAUUCGCCGUCUUUGUUUACACCAGCCGAGGCCUCUUUGAAAGGGACAAGCUUGUCUUCCUUUUCCUUAUUACUUUACAGAUUCUGCAAGCUGAAGGUAAAGUAGACCCGGUAGAAUUGGACUUCUUAUUGAAGUUCGCAGUGGCACCGGAGAUAUCGCCGUACGCUUGGCUGAGUAACCAAUGCUGGGGUGGUGUCGUCGCGCUUUCCAAAAUGGAUGCAUUCGAAAAUCUUGACAAAGACAUUGAGGGUGCUUCCAAAAGAUGGCAGAAAUAUACGGAAGGUGAAGCUCCUGAGAGAGACAAGUUACCGGGUGAAUGGAAGAACAAGACAGCGUUGCAGCGCCUUUGUAUAAUGCGAGCUUUGCGACCUGACCGCAUGUCUUACGCUUCUGGAGCAUUUUGUGAAGAGAAUCUGGGAACAAAAUACGUUGAGGCGCGUACGCCAUCUUUAGAAGUAUCGUAUCAAGAGAGUAAUUCCACUACUGCGAUGUUCUUUAUUCUGUCACCUGGUGUCGACCCGUUGAAGGAUAUAGAAAAGCUGGGACGCAAAAUUGGCAUCUCAGCGGAAAAGAAGAAUUUCCAUAUUGUGUCCUUAGGCCAAGGUCAAGAGGUAGUAGCAGAACAAGGUAUGGGCGUUGCAUCCGUCAAUGGAGAUUGGGUCAUCUUGCAAAAUAUCCACUUGGUCAAAAAUUGGUUGCCAGCUCUUGAGAAGAAAAUGGAAGAGUGCUUUGAAAAUCCUCUGCCGGGUUACAGGUUGUUCCUAAGCGCUGAGCCAGCCGGCGAUCCCAAGUACCACAUUAUACCUCAAGGAAUCUUGGAGUCUUCGAUCAAAAUCACUAAUGAACCACCUAUCGGCAUGUGGGCGAAUUUGCAUAAGGCUCUAGAUUGCUUCAGCCAGGAAACGCUGGAAAUGUGCAGCAAAGAAGCUGAGUUUAAAUCAGUGUUGUUCGCUCUAUGUUACUUCCAUGCCGUCGUGGCUGAGAGACGUAAGUUCGGCCCUCAAGGAUGGAACAGGGUAUACCCAUUCAACUUUGGAGAUUUGACAAUUUGUGUGUACGUGCUGUUCAACUACUUGGAAGCGAAUCCUCGAGUGCCGUGGGAGGACUUACGGUAUCUCUUCGGAGAGAUCAUGUAUGGUGGACACAUUACUGACGAUUGGGAUAGACGGCUUUGUCGUACCUUCUUACUUGAAUACAUGCAGGCAGAAUUGGUGGACGGUGAACUGCAACUAGCUCCUGGCUUCAUAUCACCAUCUAAUUCUGACUACGUUGGCUAUCAUGCCUACAUUGACGACUAUCUACCAGAUGAAACUCCUUAUUUGUAUGGGUUGCAUCCUAAUGCGGAAAUAGGAUACUUGACUACUGUCUCCGAAAGACUAUUCAAGGUGGUGUUUGAAAUGCAACCGAGAGACACUGGCGCUCAGGCUGGUGGUGGCAUGAGUAAAGAUGAACAGAUUCGAAUGUUGCUGGAGGACAUCAUGGACAGAAUCCCUGAGCCAUUCAACCUGGCUGAACUGAUGGGAAAAGUGGAAGAAUUGACUCCUUUCACUAUAGUAGCAAUUCAAGAAUGUGAGCGAAUGAACAGACUUAUGGGAGAAAUUCGAAGGUCAUUGAAGGAGACUGAAUUAGGUCUUAAGGGAGAGUUGACUAUAAGUGGUGAUAUGGAGCAGCUGAUGGAGUCCCUGUUUAUGGACAAUGUACCGGAAUCAUGGAGUAAACUGGCAUACCCUAGCCUGUUGGGGCUGGCUGCUUGGUUCUCUGACCUGUGCAUACGAUUGACUGAGCUUGAAAACUGGACUGGUGAUUUUACCCUGCCACCAGCAGUGUGGCUAGCAGGUUUCUUCAACCCUCAGUCGUUCCUGACUGCCAUCAUGCAACAGACGGCCCGUAAGAACGAGUGGCCUCUAGAUAAAAUGUGCUUGAAUUGUGACGUCACCAAGAAGAGUCGGCAGGACUUCAAUGCUCCCCCUCGCGAAGGCGCCAAUAUUCACGGACUGUUCAUGGAAGGCGCUCGCUGGGACACUAUGACCGGCGGUAUAGUCGAGUCCCGUAUGAUGGAGCUGUUCCCCAUGAUGCCAGUCAUCUUUAUCCGCGCCGUCACGCAGGAUAAACAGGAUACACGUAACGUCUAUGAGUGUCCAGUCUACAAGAUUCGUAUGCGAGGUCCAACUUUCGUUUGGACCUUCAAUCUGAAAACCAGGGACAAACCAACUCGCUGGACCCUCGCCGGAGUAGCAUUGUUGCUUGGAGUCUAAAUGUUAAUUAUUUAUACUUAUUAUUAUUUUGUUAUAGCG
Messenger RNA from Spodoptera litura, 13838 nucleotides. Its product is annotated as dynein beta chain, ciliary. Lineage: Eukaryota; Metazoa; Arthropoda; Insecta; Lepidoptera; Noctuidae. Gene Ontology annotation, cellular component: dynein complex. Gene Ontology annotation, biological process: microtubule-based movement. The record is from RefSeq and is a predicted model, not a curated record. Gene Ontology annotation, molecular function: ATP binding; minus-end-directed microtubule motor activity; dynein light intermediate chain binding.